Molecule: messenger RNA, 1119 nt
Organism: Alternaria triticimaculans
Lineage: Eukaryota; Fungi; Ascomycota; Dothideomycetes; Pleosporales; Pleosporaceae
Exons: 4
Coding region: 1-1119 (372 amino acids)
Source: RefSeq, a predicted model, not a curated record
AUGAGCAACCCUCCCGAAGAUCCCGCGAAUGUCGUGCAGUCGCUCGUGAACACACUCUUGGAUGUCUUUGAUGCCACGAGGGAUCUUUACGGGACGCUCACGGCCAAGGAGCAAAGAGACUAUGAACAAAACCUGCGCAGCAAAGGAUACCCUGCUUCGAGGCGGAUCGAAUAUGUGAAGGAUGACCGGCUGGGUAGCGAUGAGGCUAUCGUGACGGACAAAGCUGUAGUCAUGAGGCAGAUGGAUAUCGGAUGUGAAACUCUGGGGGCCGAGUUCGCCAUGGGCGAUGCCCUCCAGUCACAGAUCAUUACCCUCCAAAGCGUGCUAGUCACCACAUUCCUAUACGGGCCCACAUCAGGCGACACCAUCGCCCAUCAGCUAGCCAACAUCAAUGCGGCAUCCAGAGUAGCAGCUGCGACGUCGGUCGAGAUAUUGGCUGCGUUGCAGGAACGUCAACAAGAUGAGAGGCCGCUUACACCAAGCCCUGUCAACACAACAGUGCUCGCAUGGCGAGAUAACGUCGAGCCAGAGCAAUCAGUCACCGAUGCCACCUCCGUAACCGGACCCACGAUGAUCUCAGCCUCUAACAACCUAUACUGCGUCUACGCAUACGACCUUCAACGGAACCCAACCCAACAACUUGCCACCAGCAUAACAUCAGACCGGGACCCCUACUGUCCACACUGCAGAGGCGAACUACACCUCUCACCAGGAAAAGCAUGGGAAAUCUCUAAAUGGGCCGACGACACAGAACGAACCUUCCAGGUCCAGAACCGCUUCGUCGUCAAGUGUCAUCGUGAUGGUCCUGACGGCCAAUAUUGCUGCGUUAUUUGCUCCAAGUACGCCGACUCGGAUACUAUCUGCGGCGACGUCAAGGCUCUUAUCAAGCAUCUCUCGGAUGAUCACGAUACCCGGCAGCUCAAGCAUGAGGAGGAUAUUGUGGAGGUCAUUGAGCAGCCGGGUAGUCGGAGGGACAGCGGCAUUGGAUAUUCUACUUCGGUGAGAAGUAAGGGGAGUCGGAGGAGUGCUAGUCUCGCCGAGGGCGGACGGAGACGAAAGAGUUUGUCUGGGUAUGAUCGCGAGGCUGAUUCAUUUGAUGGUAGAUUUUCGAGGAGGUAG